AUGCCAGGAAGAAAUUUUUCCCUAAUUGGACACAACAUGUGGCAUUCUGGACUUGUGACAUUUGUGGCCAUUGAUACUGAAACAAAUAUUCCUCAUUCCUUCUUUCCAGAAUCCAAUUUUAAAAACAAGGUGGAUCAAUCGGAAUGGUUAAGUGACACCUUGUCUAAAAUUAAUAAAAAGAAAACACCUUGGGUUGUGGUUGGCCAUCGUCCAAUUUAUAGUUCUCAAAAUAUCUUUUCAGCUGCUGAUGAAUCAAUUAUUGGAGAAUCAAAAAUUCUCCAAGAAGUCUUUGAAGAUAUUCUCUACAAAUAUCAUGUGAAUAUUGCCAUGUUUGGUAAAGCAGGAAAAUGUUCCUGGAAAAAAAUCACCAAUCCGCACACCCAUAUACAAAUGCGAAUGCAUACAGUAGGCCACGUUCAUAGCAACGAAAGAACCAAUCCAGUCUACAGAACUCUUGUAGAACCCAAUUUUGUUUUUCAUUUUCACAUUGGAAUUCCAUUUCUUAAAAACUAUUUCCUUUUAAAUAUUAUUUCUAUUUUCAUGUUAAGACGACUUUAA
Messenger RNA from Naegleria fowleri, 558 nucleotides. RefSeq lists its product as uncharacterized. The record is from RefSeq and is a predicted model, not a curated record. The coding region runs from base 1 to 558 and encodes 185 amino acids. NCBI's taxonomy places the organism in Eukaryota, Heterolobosea, Eutetramitea, Acrasida, Naegleriidae. The transcript has a single exon.